AUGACGUUUACUCCCGAGGUGACAUAUCGAUAACAAAUGGAAGUUUAAUGUGAUAUUAUGUUGUUCUGACUUAAAUAUCCUCGACCACAAUGGAGAUGAAUAUAGAGAGGCGGCCCCUGACCCGCUCCCCAACCAGCGUCAGUGACUACAGUAGUGUUAGCAACACCGCCUUCAGCGACAACAUCUCACGGGAAGAUGACCCCCGGGUCAGCUACCAGCCCUCCCCUGAGCCCCGGCGACAGGAAAGCAAGACCUUGGAUGAGGUCAUAUACCGCAUUCGCUAUUCCCACGAGAAACAAAGCUUCGACUGGUCGAACGACAUCGAGGCGGUGAAUUCAGGGGAGAUGGAUGCAAGGAGAUCGGUGCAUCAGGACUUCCUCAACAAAUUACGUGAACAGCCUCUCCAUAUUCAGCAAAAGAUCAGACUAUCCAGAUAUCUCAGAGAGAAUCUUGAUGCAGAUUCCAUGUACACAAACUUUAAAAACCGAUCAAAGAAAUCACAGGCUGCAAGGAUCUACGGGGAUUUUGGAAUCGGAUUUUGGAGGAAGAACAUAACUAAGAUUUCUGCCUACCACGGCAGCAACGUCGCCUCCUACUUCCUCUUCCUGAGGUUCCUCACCUACCUCAACAUAUUCAUUGCCCUGCUCCUCCUCGCCUUCAUCAGUUUGCCACAGAUUCUCUCAGGGGAUGCAACCAUUCCAGGCGACGUUGUCGGAUAUUUUGGUGAGCUUUCCACAAGCGUGAUGUUCUACGGGGCUUACAGCAACACACCAUGGGGGUACUACGAACGACCAAUGGCGUACUUCCUCACCUGGGCUUCGGUCAACCUACUGUCUUUUAUUGUCAUAAUUCUUAGCAUGCUGUUUCGGUUCCGGAAGACCAAACACAGCAGCUCUGACGAGGAGAUGACGUACACAUGGCGCCUCUUUACGUCCUGGGACUACUCUGUGUAUGAGAAGCAGGGAGCCAGUGACCGGAAGGAAGCCAUUAAAACGGAAAUGCUGGAACUUGUGCGGGAAGACCGAGGAAGGAAAAAAAGAAAACAGCGUGGGCUAUGCUCAAGGUGCAUGCUGCUGAUACUGAGGGUGCUGGUGAACCUGUUAGUGUUGGCGGUGUUGGGAGGCAGUGGCUACCUCAUCUUCCUUGUGGCCAACAUCAAAGGGACGCCGGUACCGUUACCAGAUUUCUUCAGCGAUUUCCUGGAUAGAUACGAGCUCCCCCUGGUGGUGACAGGUCUGAAGUUGAUUGUUCCCUUUGUAUUCAGCCAGUUGAUCAGGUUGGAACAGUGGCACCCGAGGACAGAGUUGAAACUGACACUUGGCAGGACGACGUUGUUCUACAUCGCUAGCCUCAUCGUCUUUGUCGUCUCAUUGUAUGACGUCACAACCGAAUGUAUUGUCAGCACUGCAAACUCGACCAAAGAGCAGAGAAACGCCUCGGAGUUCUGUUGCUGGGAAAACGAGGUUGGCGAGCAAGUGUUUAAAGUGCUUAUCCUCGAUCUGGGCAUCGUCCUCGUUGUGGGACUCAUAUUUGACGUUCUUCGAGCUGUUAUUGUCAAGUCUGGUGGCCGCUUGAAGUAUCGCGAGAUGGACGUAGCUUCUGGUGUGUUGGAUCUGACCUAUGGUCAAGCUCUGGUCUGGCUGGGUCUCUACUUCAGUCCAUUCCUGGCACUGGCGGGCGUGGUCAAACUUGUUAUCCUCUUCUACUUCCAAUAUGUCAUUGCCCGCACGUGCUACGUGGCGCCAAGAAAGGUGUUCCGAGCCUCGAGAUCCGGGAACUUCUACAUGUUUAUUCUACUUCUCAACCUCUUUUUCGCUCUCUUCCCCCUGGGAUACGCCGUCAUUGAACUUCAGCCAUCCGAUGACUGUGGUCCGUUUCAGCUGGAGCGACAUGUUUAUGACGUCAUCGCCUCACGUGUGGGAAACCUCCCUGAUUGGCUACAAGACGCUCUGGAUUACAUUGCAACACCCUCUGUCAUUAUCGCCGUCAUUAUACUCCUGCUACUCAUUCUCUUCUACUACAUGGCGCGGUCAUCGUCUUAUAAAGAGGUUGGCAAGCAGAUCAGGAAGCAGCUAACUCUGGAACGGACGGUGGAGAAAAAGAGGAUCUUUUUAAAGGCAAGGGCACUUCAAGGCCGUUCCUUGUCAAGAAAGUCAGAUGCUGCAAGUGUUUCGAGCGUGAUCACUGUCACAACCCCAUAGCUACAUAUAUCAAUUGUAGGUGAACAUAGAUUAAUGUCAAGUAGGCGUGUCUGCAUCCUCUGGUCGGAAAGCGAGGUGAUGCGGGUUGAUACUGAAAUCAUGGCGAAUCGGAGAUCACAGGAUUCUUGCACGACUAAGGGAGGUAACUCUCCUGGGCGAAAUGCAAUAUGUAUGGAACCGUGGACGGGCAGUUUUAGAUUUCUCGGCAUCUGGAAGAUAUGAUGUCAUCUAAACAGGCUCUUAAAUGGCUUCGACAGAUUUAGUUCUGUGAUUUUAAAUCUUUUUAACGCUCUGUCAUCUUACUGUUUUUUUAAUGAAUGAAUAUUUCAUGUUUCAAAAAUGGAAUUGAUUACUCAAGGUUUUUAAUCCGUAACACGAAGCAGAGCUUAAUCGAUAUAUGUAUACGUCUAACCAAAUGAAUAUAAAUAGUGCUGUCUUUU
Molecule: messenger RNA, 2641 nt
Organism: Haliotis rubra (blacklip abalone)
Lineage: Eukaryota; Metazoa; Mollusca; Gastropoda; Lepetellida; Haliotidae
Product: transmembrane channel-like protein
Exons: 20
Coding region: 90-2201 (703 amino acids)
Cellular component (GO): plasma membrane
Molecular function (GO): mechanosensitive monoatomic ion channel activity
Source: RefSeq, a predicted model, not a curated record